Nylanderia fulva is the source of this 1273-nucleotide messenger RNA. RefSeq lists its product as uncharacterized. The record is from RefSeq and is a predicted model, not a curated record. Gene Ontology annotation, cellular component: mitochondrial membrane. Lineage: Eukaryota; Metazoa; Arthropoda; Insecta; Hymenoptera; Formicidae. Gene Ontology annotation, biological process: respiratory electron transport chain; tricarboxylic acid cycle; aerobic respiration. Gene Ontology annotation, molecular function: electron transfer activity; iron-sulfur cluster binding; oxidoreductase activity.
UUAAUUAUUAUUAUUAUUUAAUCGAUUAUUCUGAUAAUAAUAAAUUCGCCGCAAAUCGCGAAGUUUGUCCGCUCGAUGAUAUUUUGUUCGCAUGACAUUCGCAUUUCUUCAGGAUAUAUGUGACAUGACCGCGAAGAGACGUAAUGAUCGAAAUUGCGCGACACGAUAUCACGAAUAAGAUAUCGUCCUCGAGGUAAUCUAGUAAUAUCGUAGAGGUGACGACGGCGGCGAAUCGUUGUGACGAGGGUGGAUCAUGUUCGCCGUCGUGAACAAUGUCAGAUUCACGUGCAGGCUUUGGUUCGCUUGUCGACUUCACGGAUCGAGGUUGUCGUCGACGUCAACUAGUAAAAUCCCACAAUCGUCCGAAGCAAAAGCUGCUAAUGUCGCAACAUGCAAAACGACUCCAACAGCGACUAAGGACGUACCAAGGGUACAAACAGUUCGCGUGUACCGAUGGAAUCCGGAAACGCCAAACGUGAAGCCGUAUAUGCAACAAUUCAGCGUGGAUCUGAAUAAAUGCGGUACAAUGGUGCUGGAUGUGCUGGGACUGAUCAAGGCACAGCACGAUCCAACGUUGUCCUAUAGAAGAUCCUGUCGCGAGGGCAUCUGCGGAUGUUGCGCAAUGAACAUAGAUGGUGUCAACACCUUGGCUUGCAUAACAAAAGUGAAAGAAUCUCCAAAACCACUGGUAGUAUAUCCUUUGCCGCACACGUACGUGAUUCGGGACUUGGUGCCGGACAUGGAACAGUUUCUAGAUCAGUUUCGGCAGAUCGACCCGUAUUUGAAGCGACCAGGCGAAGACAAUUUCCUCGGUAUGCGACAGAUCUUGCAGAGUCCGAGGGAUAGGCGCAAGCUCGACGGCUUGUACGAAUGCAUAAUGUGCGCUUGUUGCACGUAUUCGUGUCCCCCUUAUUGGUGGCUCGGCGACAAGUAUUUAGGUCCUGCGGUUCUAUUGCAGGCAUACAGAUGGGUGAUAGAUUCACGAGAUAUGGCGCAUAAAGAGAGGCUAGCGAAGCUACGAGACUUUUAUUCCGUCUAUCGAUGUAAGACGAUCUUCAAUUGCACCAAGACAUGUCCAAAGGGUCUAAAUCCAGGAAAAGCAAUUGCGCAGCUGAAACGUUUAUUAGCAGGACUUAUGAAGAAAGAAAAGCCAGACUUCGAGACAACGCUUCCAGAUCCCUGCAAAAAGGAGUAAAUAAAAAAACUAAUAGACAAUUCUAGACGGUUGUUCACUUCCUUUUUAUUGUAUAGUGCUGUCCAUUGUUUUGAAUAA